AUGAAGUCUCCUGCACUUCAAUGGCUUCCAAUAUUGAUCAUUUCAAUUAUGUACUCAACUUGUGUGACUGCACGGUUUAACAUUCCAAGGUUGGAUCCACUCGGAGGAAUGAACAAUCCAAGAGUGAGAGUUUCGAGGGAAUUUUCUGCAAGUUUGGCUGAAUCAAAUAUUAAUGAUCAGAACUUGCAAACAUUUUAUUACAAUCAAACACUUGAUCACUUCAAUUACAGGCCUGAAAGCUUUGGCGUGUUUCAGCAAAGAUAUGUCAUCAAUUCACAGUACUGGGGUGGCCCUAAUUCCAAUGCACCAAUCUUUGUUUACUUUGGGGCAGAAGCUCCAUUGGAUGGUGACUUAGCUGGUAUUGGAACCCUAAAAGAGAAUGCCCCUAGUUUUAGGGCUCUUCAAGUUUACAUAGAGGUAGCAUUAAUGCGGAAUAAGAUUUUACAUAUAAGAGAAGCAUUCCUGUUUUUGAUUUUAGGGCUACUUUGUAUUAAUGGGUUAGCUUUCGUGUAUCGAGAUUAA
Messenger RNA from Dovyalis caffra, 522 nucleotides. The record is from the annotation of a GenBank genome assembly. Lineage: Eukaryota; Viridiplantae; Streptophyta; Magnoliopsida; Malpighiales; Salicaceae.